Molecule: messenger RNA, 1703 nt
Organism: Brassica napus (rape)
Lineage: Eukaryota; Viridiplantae; Streptophyta; Magnoliopsida; Brassicales; Brassicaceae
Product: arabinosyltransferase RRA3
Exons: 2
Coding region: 234-1505 (423 amino acids)
Biological process (GO): root hair cell development
Molecular function (GO): glycosyltransferase activity
Source: RefSeq, a predicted model, not a curated record
CCUCUGGUUCAUCGUCGUCGUCGUUGUCUACGCAGAACAGGCCAAUCAAGCUCUCUCUUCUUCUCUCAACAACUUCAAACCCCACCGAAAGAAAACACCACAUUUUCUAGGGCUUUGUCUGAAAAAUUCUCUGAUCCAGCACAUUGCACAAACGUGUCUCGUUUGGAUAAAUCAGAGAAGGAGUCAAUUUCAGUUUAAGCUUCUGCGUCUCUGAGGAGAGAAAGUCAACGACCAUGGCUGGUCGUAGAGACAGAACCCAACAGCUCCGUGGAUCUCGAAUCGCGAUCGCCAUCCUCAUCGGUAUCAUCAUCGGCUGCGUUUGCGCCGUUCUGUUCCCCAACGGCUUCUUCAACUCGAGCUCGUCUCUUACAGCUAAUGAACGCGUCCAGGUUGGAUCAUCUUCUUGUGAAUCCCCCGCACGUAUCAAGAUGCUGAAAUCAGACUUUGCAUCUCUCUCAGAGAAGAACGCUGAGCUGAAGAAACAGAUCAGGGAGCUAACGGAGAAGCUGCGUUUAGCUGAGCAAGGAUCAGACAAUGCAAGAAAACAAGUUCUGUCUUUGGGAUCACAGAUCAAGGCUGGUCCUUUCGGAACAGUCAAGAGUCUGAGAACUAAUCCAACCAUCCUCCCCGAUGAAUCCGUAAACCCGAGGCUAGCAAAGAUUCUAGAGGACAUCGCUGUCGACAAAGAGGUGAUCGUGGCUCUCGCAAACUCUAACGUCAAAGCAAUGCUAGAGGUUCAGAUCGCCAGCGUGAAGAGAUUGGGUAUAAAAAACUACCUCGUCGUUGCGUUGGACGAUUACAUCGAGAACUUCUGUAAAUCAAACGAUGUUGCUUACUACAAGAGAGAUCCGGACAAGGACGUGGACACGGUCGGGAAAACCGGAGGCAACCACGCCGUAUCCGGACUUAAGUUCCGCGUGUUGAGAGAGUUCUUGCAGCUCGGAUACGGUGUGCUCCUCUCGGAUGUGGACAUUGUCUUCUUGCAGAACCCGUUUAGGCAUCUGUACAGAGACUCUGACGUUGAGUCGAUGAGCGAUGGGCAUAGCAACAUGACGGCUUACGGAUUCAACGAUGUGUUUGAUGAACCAGCCAUGGGAUGGGCUAGGUACGCUCACACCAUGAGGAUAUGGGUUUUCAAUUCCGGGUUUUUCUAUCUGAGGCCUACUGUUCCAUCGAUAGAGCUGCUUGAUCGUGUAGCGGAUAGGCUCUCCAAGGCUAAACUAUGGGACCAAGCGGUUUUUAAUGAGGAGUUGUUUUAUCCUUCGCAUCCUGACUACAUUGGGCUGCAUGCCUCCAAGAGAGUGAUGGAUAUGUAUGAGUUUAUGAACAGUAAGGUGCUUUUCAAGACUGUUAGGAAGGAUCAGGAACUGAAGAAGAAGGUGAAGCCGGUGAUUGUUCAUGUGAAUUACCAUCCAGAUAAGCUUUACAGAAUGCAAGCUGUGGUUGAGUUCUAUGUAAACGGUAAGCAAGACGCGCUUGAUAGCUUCCCUGAUGGUUCUGAAUGAUUCAUUCACCGGGUAAGCAGGGAGGGGGUAGGCUCAAAAGUUUCACAGUUUCUUGACAUUUUGUGAUUCUAAUUUUACUUUUCCUUUAUUGUUUCCAUGUUUAAUGCUUCAUGUCUUCUUUUUUGUAUUAUGGAUUUUGUGCAACUUAUGACUAAAAUCUCAAGUCCUUUUUACAUAAUGAACCUUUUUUCUUCAACA